AUGAGUGGAUGGACUACCAGUUGUCUGAGUGAUCGGGAAUCAGACUCAACUGACUCCACCUCUUCUUCGAGUCUUGGAAGAGCCGCAGUCAUGAUGCCAUCCCCCGGAGGAUUCCUGGAGUGUCGUGGAUACGAGUUGGUUGACUCCCCAGAUGACUCAACUCCUGUGCCACCCAUCGUUUGGUUUCCCCCACCAGUCCCCAUUCGAUCGUCUUCCCUGAAGUAUGAGUUGGUCGAGUCUUCAGAUGGCGUGACGCUUCCUCUCAACUGGUUUCACCCACCUGUCCCCAUCCGCUCGUCUUCUUUGACUCAGAAGUCAAUUCCUUUGAGUAUGGAAACAACGGAUGAAUCAGGCUAUCAGGUUCCGAGGAGGAAAUUGCUUCAGAAGGAAUUGCUCCUUCCCGAAGAUACACCCACGCCACCACAAAAACCACCACGCAAGUUCCCGUCACCCCACUUCCGUGUUGCACCACCCGUCCCUUUUUGUGCACCAUUUGGAAAGAAAAAGAUAAAAGAAUACCGUGUCAUGGAUAAGGAUUGGGAAGUGAAGUCGUUGAAGUUUUGA
This is a messenger RNA of Caenorhabditis remanei, 564 nucleotides long. RefSeq lists its product as uncharacterized. The coding region runs from base 1 to 564 and encodes 187 amino acids. The transcript is spliced from 4 exons. NCBI's taxonomy places the organism in Eukaryota, Metazoa, Nematoda, Chromadorea, Rhabditida, Rhabditidae. The record is from RefSeq and is a predicted model, not a curated record.